GGACUUCCAUUUUAGCAACGCCUCCUCCCUACUCUGUCUGCGACUCAACGACAAUGAAUUUCGCGUCGACGCAUGUCUACGCGUACGACCACUCGGACGAAGAAGUGAUAUCAGAUGAAGAACUAGAGGAAGGCAUGUACCUCAGUGACAGCUGCGGGUCUGCAGACGAGUUGUGUACUGUGGGUGCGAGUGGCGGCGGAGAACAGGAAGGAAAUGAGGAAUCAAGUGCAACAGCAGAUGUACAUUCUGUACUCUGUUCUCUGCCUCAUCCAUCAGUACUACGUAAUGGACCACGUAGACGUAGAACACAUUCAAGAUGGCAAAACGAUCAGACCAGAAAUGGGCAUCACUUUCGUCAAGCAGACACCAACGUUCUUACAGUACAAUUCGACAAACUGAAAGAACCAAGUCACAUGCACACGGGAGACGCCAUCGUGUGUACCCAAUGCCAAGCCGUCUUGUCCCACUUGAGCCAUCUGGUUGAGAAACCGGACGAUGCAUCCAAACUGUGGACGUGCGAAUUUUGUUCUCACACCAACACAGUCGACUUGGUGGCCGACGAAAUCCCAACUGAAGAUGAUGUAACCUACUUGCUGGAACCAGCAUCGAUUGCUGCUGAAGGAACAGCCACCGGAUCUGGUGAUGACAACCUGGUCGUGUUUUGUAUUGAUGUAUCUGGCAGCAUGUGUGUUACAACUGAGGUUCCAGGAAGAUCUCUCUUACGUGGCGCAGAAAGAAACAGAGCUCAUCCAGGACAAGAUGAUUUCGAUGCUUAUCAGCAGAUGAUGGGAAUGAGACAGGACGUGACGUACAUCUCAAGGCUUCAGGGAGUCCAAGCAGCUGUUAAUAAGCAACUGGAAACGAUGAAAAAUAUGUUUCCACAGCGACGUGUUGCUUUGGUGACGUUUAACAAUGAGGUGACUGUGAUUGGUGAUGGUUCUCAGUUGCCUGUUGUGAUUGCUGGAGAUAAACUUGGUGAUAAGGAUGCAUUGAUAAAGGCUGGAAAGGAGGUCGUGCUCCCAACUGCCGUUGGUACGGUUUGUGAUGCACUAAGUGCCAAGGUUUUUAGUCUGGAAGAGGGUGGUGCAACUGCGCUAGGCCCUGCUCUUCUUUUUUCUGUCGUCAUGGCUUCGCAACAACCAGCAUCAAAGGUGAUUAUUUGUACUGAUGGAUUGGCUAAUGUUGGUCUUGGCAGUCUGGAUGAGUUGAUCAGUGAUGAGGAUCAGGAAGUUGCACAGAAGUUUUAUGAUGAUUUGGGUCAGCUGGCAGUGGAUGGAGGAGUUUCUGUUUCUGUUGUGACUCUUGAGGGGACCGAGUGUCGGAUGGUCGAGUUAGGUCAAGUGGCUGACAAGACCGGUGGUCAGGUGAGUGUCGUCGAUCCACUGAAACUGACACAGGAGUUCAGCAACAUGCUACAAAACCCGGUGAUCGCAACCAACGUGAUUGCAACUCUCAUCCUCCACAGUGGCCUGUAUUUUCGUAACGAGGAGGCUGUGGAUAAUCGAGUUACACGCAAUGUGGGCAAUGUAACCGCUGAUAGCGAGCUCUCGUUUGAGUAUGGAGUGAGGAGUACGUCGCGAACGACAUCGCCAGCAACUGAAGCUGCGAAACAACCGGAAGUGAAAAUACGAGUUACGGAUGUCGAUCAAGAGAAUGCUGAUCGGGGAGAGCCUAUGGAAGUUGUUAGUGCAGUAGAUAAGGGAGAGCCAAUGGGAGUUGGUAGUGCAUUAGAGGAGGGAUCUGAUGCUACUGAUGGGCCACCUCCUGUGACCCGGCUGUCCGAACUGCCGUUUCAACUACAAAUGCAGUACACUGGCAUUGACGGUUCGAAGUCAUUGAGAGUUAUGUCGAAAUCACAACCAGUCACUAAAGACAGAGAAGUUGCUGAACGAGAUCUUAAUCUCGGUGUGAUCGGCGUCCAUGCUGCAAAGACUGCUGCCAAUCUGGCAAUAGAAGGCAACUACACGGAUUCAAGAAUGUCGGCCAUGUCUCAGCAACGCCUCGUGCAACGCUGGAGUCGUAAGACUGACAACAGGGAUGGAUAUGUCAACUGGUAUGCAAACCUUGCGCCCAUGGAAUUCCAGCUUAGACGAAACCAAACGAAUGAACGACGUGCUCUAGACGGGCGUUCAUACAGUGAUGAUGAAGACGAAAUGGAUGGGUACGCGUGUAUGGCCCCCCCACUACCUGCACUACCAACGUCGCGCGCCCUCACGCUCCCCGGGGGACUCAGCGCGCAUGGAGGCGCAAAGAAACUCGCAACGAAAAAGGCUCUGAACCGCAGACGGGAUUGUAGCGACGAGACUGCGACGCUCAUCUACCGCAUGAGGUCGACGUCGAGCCGCUCGUUUGUGCCCUCGGACGACGAAGAGCAACAACAACAACCGCGGAUACCUCCGCGGCCCUCGAGAGCAAGACGGAGCAAGUCGGACGACACCGGACCGAAGGAAUCGACCGUUUAG
Corticium candelabrum is the source of this 2462-nucleotide messenger RNA. RefSeq names its product circularly permutated Ras protein 1-like. Gene Ontology annotation, cellular component: endoplasmic reticulum exit site; COPII vesicle coat. Gene Ontology annotation, molecular function: SNARE binding; zinc ion binding. The transcript is spliced from 17 exons. The record is from RefSeq and is a predicted model, not a curated record. Gene Ontology annotation, biological process: endoplasmic reticulum to Golgi vesicle-mediated transport; COPII-coated vesicle cargo loading; intracellular protein transport. NCBI's taxonomy places the organism in Eukaryota, Metazoa, Porifera, Homoscleromorpha, Homosclerophorida, Plakinidae. Bases 54 to 2462 code for a protein of 802 amino acids.